Cladocopium goreaui is the source of this 3171-nucleotide messenger RNA. NCBI's taxonomy places the organism in Eukaryota, Dinophyceae, Suessiales, Symbiodiniaceae. The record is from the annotation of a GenBank genome assembly.
AUGCCCUUUGAUUGCUUUCUGACCCUCGACGGCAUCGACGGUGAGUCGACGGACGCGAACCACACCAACGCGAUUGAACUGCUUUCGUUCUCCUUUGGUGCCACGCAAGCGGUUGGCUCGAGUGCCAGCACCGGUGGUGCUCGUUCCGGCGAACGUGUUGCCUUGCAAGACUUUUCCAUCACCAAGGUGUUGGACAAAGCUUCGCCGAAGAUCUUCCUGAACUGCUGCAAUGGUACGCACAUCUCGACAGUGACCAUUGACGUUUGCCGGGCGACUGGUUCGAAAGAAACGUACAUGACUUACGAGAUGGAAGACGUGCUCAUCACCAGCUACCACCCCAGCGGAGCCUCGGGCGGUGAACUGCCGAUUGAGUCGGUUACCUUCAACCCGGCCAAGAUCACGUUGACCUACACCGUCACCGAUCACGAUACGGGCGACUCAAGCGGUAACGCAUCGAUGGCCGAACCGACCUGCGAAAAGUGUGGCAAGCAAAGCUUCGAAUCGCAGUACCUCGAUUCUGCCAAAAUGAUUCUCGCGUUUUGCGGCGAGUGUGGGCACGUGGUGGGGGCGAUCCCCGACUACCAGACGCUCGCCAAUGCGGUGGUGGUCAACCUGACCCGCGGCUGUCGAAACGGCACGGGGUCCAAGAACAUGGGAUUUCAAGUUGUCUCGGGAGCGGUGAUCGAGUGCACCCUUGGCUCUGCUCCAACGGCGCUGAUCGUAACGCCUUCGAACAUGGUCGAUGCCGGCUCACUGGUCGCGGCCACUAUCGAAGACUUUGAGUCGAUCACGAACAUUCCGACGUUCGGAACCUGCGACUCGACGUUAAGUGCUUGUGUGCCUGCCACCACGCCUUGGACCCCUGGAAGCGCGAAUGUGACGAUUGGGAACCAGGCCUUCUCCCACAAAGAUAGCGUUCGAUCUAUGUCGACUUCGGCUACCCAAUCGAAUCGCGCGAUCUCGAUCUCAACUACCCUUGGUACCGACAAGCUGCUGCUGGCCGGGUUCGAAGGGACCGAGGCUCUUUCACAGCUCUUUCAGUUCAACCUGGAAAUGUGGUCGGACGACGACUCCAUCGAUGCCACCGACAUUGUGGGCAAGACCGUCACGGUCACGAUGGACACGGAUCAGACCUCAACUCGGUAUUUCAAUGGCUAUGUGAGCCAGUUCUCGGCCGGAAUUCGCCGUGAUGAUCUCCGUGAGUAUCGGGCCGUCGUCGUACCCUGGCUGUGGUUUCUUACCAGAACCACAAACUGCCAGAUCUUUCAAAGUAUGACGGUUCCCCAGAUCGUGGAGUCGGUUUUUAGCUCGUUCAGCUUUUCAGACUACACGACUUCGGGAAUCAGCGGCUCGCAUCCCGAGCUAGACUAUGUGGUUCAGUACAACGAGACGGCGUUCAACUUUGUCUCACGCCUGCUGGAGCGGGAAGGCAUCUUCUACUACUUCACGCAUGAAGAUGGCAAGCACACGCUGAAUUUGGCCGAUAGUACGUCGGUUUUUGAAGACGGCGAUCCGUCGACCAUCGAAUACACUUACUCCAGCGGUGCACGCAAUCAUGUGAAUCGCAUCACCGAUUGGCGGCACCACUACGAGUACCGCUCAGGAUCCUGGGCAUCGACGGACUACAACUUCGUCGACUUUCCAGCUCGAUCGACUACCACGCCUGCGGAUAACUUGCUGAACUCUCAGGACACAGUCCUGAGUUACGACAGUAUCUCCUCGUACGAGAAAUUCGAAUACCCGGGCGGAUUUCAGACGACCUCCGACGGGUCGACGUACGCCCAGACUCGUAUCCAGGAAGAUGAACUUCCAGGACACGUUGUUUUCGGUUCCAGCCAGGUACAUACCCUAGCCACCGCAAACAAGUUCACCAUUUCUGGCCAUGAUUGUGACGGCGAAGAUGGGCAGACUUAUGUGGUGAAGUCGGUGAUACAUCAUGCCUAUGUGAGCGCGCCCUACCGGAUGACUACGGCCAAUGGGGGAAAGCAAGGCGACUAUCACAACGAAUUCACUUGUAUCCCCGAUGGGACGACCUACCGUCCUCCCCGCUCGACACCGAUUCCCAAAAUUUACGGCUCCCAAACCGCGGUGGUCGAUGGACCCGAUGGUGAAGAGAUCUGGCCCGACUCGUACGGACGGGUCAAGGUGCAGUUUCAUUGGGACCGAGUAGGGGUUCGCGAUGAAAACACCAGUUGCUGGAUUCGCUGCUCGCAGUCGAUGGCCGGAAAGAACUGGGGAUCGAUGUUCAUUCCCCGCAUUGGCCAGGAAGUGGUGGUGACAUUCCUCGACGGCAAUCCCGACCGCCCCCUAAUCACCGGCCUGGUGUACAACGCGAAUCAAAUGCCUGCGUAUACGCUGCCCGACGAAAAGACCAAAAGCUACAUCAAAACCAACAGCAGCACCGGCGGCGAUGGGUACAACGAGAUCCGGUUUGAGGACCUGGCCGGUAGCGAGCAGAUUUUCAUCCACGCACAGCGGAACAUGGAUGAGCGAGUCGGCAACGACAUGAUGGAGCAAAUCUACAACAACCGCCAUUUGAUCGUGGGCGACGACGACAAUAGCGACGGUGGCAACCAAUACGAGAAGAUUUACGCCAACAAAGAACUCCACGUGCUCGGUGACCAGACAGAACAGAUCGAAGGCAAUCUUACGCUCACCAUCGGCAAUGGCGACGAUGAUGACGGCGGCAGCGUCAAUCUUUACAUCGCCGCCGACAAGACCGAGCAGAUCGCUGGCGACAACGACUACACUUGUGCGGGCGAUCUGCAGCAGAGCAUUGAUGGUGAUCACUCGCUCACCGUUGGCGGCGACCGAAACACAAAAGUGACUGGCAGCGACUCGCUAGAGUCAGAAGCGAACUUUCAGCAUAAGGCGAGCAAGAACGUCUCGCUUGAUGUCGGCAGCAGCUACUAUCUGUCAGCCGGCAGUGACGUCGUGAUUGAGGCCUCCUCCAGCCUGACACUCAAGGUUGGUGGCAACUAUGUUGUCAUUGAUAGCUCUGGUGUCUCGGUGGUUGGCUCGAUGGUGAACCUCAACAGCGGCGGCUCGGCUGGUUCGACCAGCAUUACCUCGCCGAGUACGCCAGGGUCUCCAAGCGAAGCGGCCCAGGCCUGCCCCACCGAUCCUACAGAGGCCGACGAUUCGGAGACGGGUUCGAUUUCGGCUCCCUAA